GAAAUCCAUAAGAGGGUGAUGGCUCUGAGUUUCCGUGACUGUCACACUAAGAUCCGACACGUGGACGCACACGCCACCCUGAACGAAGGCGUGGUGGUGCAGGUGAUGGGCGAGCUGUCCAACAACAUGCAGCCCAUGAGGAAGUUCAUGCAGACCUUUGUUCUGGCUCCAGAGGGUACCGUCGCAAAUAAAUUCUACGUCCACAACGAUGUGUUUCGGUACCAAGACGAGGUGUUUGGUGACUCUGACUCUGAGCCUCCAGAAGAGUCUGAAGACGAGGUUGAGGAACUCGACAGGGUCCGCUCUCCUGACGUCGCCCCAGAAGACUCCGCCCCCUUCUACGACCCAACAGUCUGCUCGGAGCCGGCAGCUCCCGGCGACGAGGAGGAGGAGGAGGCGGCUGCAGCGAGCCCAGAACCGGAGCAGGAGGUGGAGAAGGACGACGAGGAGGAGGAGGAGGAGGAAGAGGAUGCCGUUGAGGUGGAGCUGAAGGUGGAGACGAUGCCGGAGACAGAAACAGAAACACAGACGGCUGACGAUCAGACGGAGAAAAGCUCCGCCCCCACCACUGCCCCACCCACCACAGAAGCUGCCUCCGCCCCCUCUGACCCCACCCCCGCUGCUCCAGAGGAGAACCGG
This is a messenger RNA of Austrofundulus limnaeus, 639 nucleotides long. RefSeq names its product ras GTPase-activating protein-binding protein 1. Gene Ontology annotation, molecular function: mRNA binding. The record is from RefSeq and is a predicted model, not a curated record. Gene Ontology annotation, cellular component: ribonucleoprotein complex; cytosol. NCBI's taxonomy places the organism in Eukaryota, Metazoa, Chordata, Actinopteri, Cyprinodontiformes, Rivulidae.